CCGCGAGUUCAGUUCGGGUAGUGAACCAAAUCCCCGAAGUAGAAGUAACCUGUUCGGUCUAAGUGUUGAGGUGUGGAACUGUUGUUAAUUGUGCGCUGUCAACAUGGUGACCCUUAGAUCCGGAACCGUUACCACCCCCUACAGCAAAGAGCAGGAGGAGAGAGCUGCCGCCCUUCUGCGUGAGAAGAAAGAGAAGAUGGAGAAGAGGGAACUAAUCAGACAGGCUAAGAUGUUGGCGCUGCUGGAGGAGCAGGAAGCAAAGAAGAGGCAGAUGGAGGAGGAGAUGGAAAGAUGGAAGAAGGAGCAGGAGGAGAAGAUGGCAGCUAUUCAGGUGGAAGAAGAAGAAGAAAAAGAAGAAGUGGAAGAAGAAGAAGAAAGACCGCUGGAGAGGAGAAGAGGAGGAGGAAGCACAAGUAAAGAAGUGGAGAUUGCGGAAAGGGCGCAGGAGUGGGCCGCACAUUUGAAGUUAGGGGAAGACAAGGAGGCUGAGAUGGCUGUACCCGAGGAAGAAACAGAAGCAGCCAGGAGGCAAAUUGAAGCAGAGAGGGAUCCAGUAAAGAGAGGGGCAAAGGAGGAGGAACAGCGGAUGGCGUGGAGAUACCGGUUAUCCCAAGAAAGGGUCAGGAGAUUGGAAGCGGCAGAGAGGGCGGACAAGGACCUAAGAGCGUCGGAAGUUAGGAUGGGGAAGAUCCGAGCGGAGACUGAGCUAGCAACCAAGUCAGAUACGCUGAUCCAAAGUGUAGAGGCUUUAUUAGUCGCACAGCGGGAACAAAUGCAGUACGAACGCAGUCAAGACAUCAAGAUAGACGCGAUACGCGCGGGGUUCAAGGACUUCGCGUGCGACAUGAUGAAACACCUGCUGACCGAAGUGCACAUUGCGAUUAAUAGGACCCAAGAGUUUUGUACUGGCGCCAUUGAAGGCGCCAAGCUAGCGGCCCCUAAGGAAGAGGAGCCGGCCCCACCACGUCCCGAGAAAGUCAAGGUCCGAUUUCCCCGAACCCUUCAGUGAGAAGAAGGGUGAAGAUUUUGAUAACUGGGAGGCCAAUGUGCACUCAUAUC
This is a messenger RNA of Chara braunii, 1059 nucleotides long. Lineage: Eukaryota; Viridiplantae; Streptophyta; Charophyceae; Charales; Characeae. The record is from the annotation of a GenBank genome assembly.